UUGCUCUGGUAUCAUCUCGAGAAGAAGAGAAGGAGGAAAGCAGGCCAGCAGCCACCAUGGAGGCGACGUGCUUGGAUUCCAAUCCUGCAGAAACAGGCAGCAGCAGCAAAACGUCCGAACACUCUCCGCCGGUCACGAAGCUCUCGCCCUGCGCCGACGCCUCUGUCGGGCCACCAGCGAACUCGGCGCACAGAGGUGGGAACGACGGCAUCGCCGUGCUGCCUCCCAUUGCGGUUCAGCCUGUCCCCGCAGCGACGCCCGAUCUCUCGCCGAGAUUCGGCGCGUGCAAUGUGUGCCUGGGCGUGUGCGCCGUGUUACUGUUCGUGCUGUCGGCGCUGUUCGCCGGCAUGAUGACCUUCCACACUUUCCGGCGAGUCGAGUUCGUCAGCAGGCUGCUGCAGGAGGUCGUCAACGAGACAAGGCGCCUCGACCUCCGUGCGGCCGCCGCGACUCUCGACGCCAGUACGACGCCGUUGUUAGGGAUCCGGGACGGACUCGAUCCCGACAGUGGAAACGCCGAGGACGAGUCCGUUGCGAUUGAUAACGGCACGGGCGUAUAUUUUCUAAGACUUCGCCACUGACA
This is a messenger RNA of Dermacentor andersoni, 583 nucleotides long. RefSeq lists its product as uncharacterized. Lineage: Eukaryota; Metazoa; Arthropoda; Arachnida; Ixodida; Ixodidae. The record is from RefSeq and is a predicted model, not a curated record.